ACCAGUCGUGUUCUUCAAAGAAAGCACGGAGGAAAGAAGGGCGAGGUUUCUUGGAGAGGAACGAUCGACGCGGCGCCGCCUCAUCGCGCUCUCAAAUGCCGCCAGCGCGCCGCCGGUGAUGGGAUUGCGGAGAAUGGCGGACAAGGUGAAUCCAGCGUCUUCCUCGGCCGCCGCCGCGGAGGCGAGCAGGGAUCGGCUGUGGUUCGCGAGCUGGAUGCGAUGGAUCCCGACCUCGCGCAGCGAUGUCAUCCAAUCAGAGCAGCGCCUCCUGACGCUCGUCAAGACGCCCUAUGUCCAAGAACAGGUGAAUAUCGGCUCGGGGCCGCCGGGAUCCAAGGUGCGCUGGUUUCGAUCCGCUAGCAACCAGCCGCGAUUCAUCAACACGGUCACGUUUGAGAACAAGAAUGCCGCGAGCGCGCCGACGCUGGUCAUGGUGCACGGCUAUGCCGCCUCGCAGGGUUUCUUCUUCCGGAAUUUCGAUGCUCUGGCGGCGCAUUUCAGGAUCAUAGCCAUGGAUCAGCUCGGGUGGGGAGCUUCCAGCCGGCCGGAUUUCACUUGCACCAGCACGGAAGAGACGGAGGCUUGGUUCAUCGAUUCCUUUGAGGAGUGGCGCAAGGCCAAGAACCUCGACAAAUUCAUUCUCUUAGGACACUCGUUUGGAGGCUAUGUUGCCGCUCGAUAUGCUCUCAAACAUCCAGAGCACGUCCAGCAUCUCAUUCUCGUUGGUCCAGCGGGGUUUUCCCCUGAGUCCGAUCGCUUCAUACAGUUCCGAUCAACGUGGAAAGGAGCUGUGGCAAACUUUUUCUGGGAUUCCAACUUGACUCCUCAAGCAAUAAUACGGAGUCUUGGCCCAUGGGGUCCCAAUUUGGUCCGCAGAUACACCGGUGCGCGUUUUGGAACCUAUGCAUCCGGAAACAUUCUAAAUGAGCAAGAGUCGACACUACUUUCAGAUUACAUCUAUCACACACUGGCAGGGAGAGCAAGUGGCGAGCUGUGCUUGAAAUAUAUAUUCAAGUUUGGAGCGUUUGCAAGAUCCCCACUCCAAGAAAGUGCUCCCCAUUGGAAAGUUCCCACCUCGUUUAUCUAUGGCGUGGACGACUGGAUGGACUACAAAGGCGGGAUAGAAGCCAGCAAGCGAAUGAAAGUGCCAAGCGAAGUUAUCCGCGUGAGAAAGGGAGGACACUUUGUUUUCUUGGACAAUGCCGUCGCGUUCCAUGCGGCUGUGUUGUAUAGCUGCAGGAAGCAUCUUCCGGAGACCACGGAAAAGGAGGCCAAGGACGAUGGAGAUUUCUUUCCAGCGUUCUCGUCUUUCGACUAGAAAGUGAAAAAUGCGAAGCAUGUAAACUAUACAUAUCUAUACAAGAAAAACUCUCACAAAAGGAUAUAGUUUCGCUGUAAAGGAGAAAGAAAUCGAAUACCUUGUUUCUA
This is a messenger RNA of Selaginella moellendorffii, 1428 nucleotides long. RefSeq names its product 1-acylglycerol-3-phosphate O-acyltransferase. Gene Ontology annotation, molecular function: A2-type glycerophospholipase activity. Bases 119 to 1318 code for a protein of 399 amino acids. The transcript is spliced from 8 exons. The record is from RefSeq and is a predicted model, not a curated record. NCBI's taxonomy places the organism in Eukaryota, Viridiplantae, Streptophyta, Lycopodiopsida, Selaginellales, Selaginellaceae.